This is a messenger RNA of Panicum virgatum (switchgrass), 699 nucleotides long. Its product is annotated as BTB/POZ and MATH domain-containing protein 1-like. The record is from RefSeq and is a predicted model, not a curated record. The coding region runs from base 1 to 699 and encodes 232 amino acids. Lineage: Eukaryota; Viridiplantae; Streptophyta; Magnoliopsida; Poales; Poaceae. The transcript is spliced from 3 exons. Gene Ontology annotation, biological process: protein ubiquitination. Gene Ontology annotation, molecular function: protein binding.
AUGGCGCUGGGCGGCGGCGGGCGCUGGGCGUGGGCCGGGAGCGCGGGUCCGGGGGCGCAGAUGGCGGGCACAGCGGCGGAGGGGCCAGCGAUUGCGUCUCAGUUCUCCGUCGGCGGCCAUGACUGGUUCAUCCGAUUCUACCCUGACGGGUACAGCGAAGUGAGCUACGACAACCCAGAUUGCAUCUCAGUUUAUCUUCCGCUCUGCAGCAAAGGCGCCCAUGUGCGGGCGUCCUGCGACCUGAGGCUGGUCGACCAGCACACCGGGAUGUCGGCGUCGGAGCACAAGACGGAGCCGAGGAUGUUCAGCUCCGGCGAGCUUAGCAUGUAUGCUCCGCAGACAAGCCUGUUCAAGGAUCGGAGCAGCUUGGAGUCUUCCGUCUACCUCAAGGACGAUCACCUCACCAUCGAGUGCAUCGUCACCGUGUUCAAAGAUCCACAGCGUCAGAGAUCGGGGAGCAUCUCGGCAAGCUGCUGGAGGCAGGCCAUGGGGCAGACGACGUUCAGGGUUAGAGGGCAGACGUUCAGAGUUCACAAGUCCGUGCUCGCCGUGCGAUCGCCGGUGUUCGGGGCAGAGUUCUUCGGGCCGAUGAAGGAGGCGACGGCGCAGCUCCUGACCAUCAAAGGGAUGUUCAGCUCCGGCGAGCUUAGCAUGUUGGAGAGUGCAAGCACUUCAUCUACACCGACUCCUUGCCAGUGA